UUAAAUUAUAUAAUUUUUAGAUAUUUAAUUGUUGAACCAUAUAGUAUACACAGUUACACAGUACAAACACGCUUAUUAUCGAUUAAUUUGGACACACGAGUGUGUUGAAGAAAACUCAAUUCUUAAAUAGUAAAAACAAAAAAUGGAUUCUAAUUAUAAAUUUCAACGACCUAAACAUCCAAGAGCCAAUGCAAACAUAUUUGAGAUCAUCACGUUUAGCUGGAUGUUGGACUUACUCAAAAUAGGAUGUAAAAGAGACUUAGAAAUAAAUGAUUUGUAUGUACCUUUAAAUGAACAUGUGUCAUCAACAUUAGGAAAUGAUUUAGAAAAGAAAUGGAAUCAAGAACUGGUUCUUACAGAAAAUGGAAAACGAAAGCCUAGUUUGUUGAGAGUCUUAAUCAAGUUUUUUGGAACUAAUAUUAUGUUUUGUGGAUUAACUCUUGCUAUCAGCGAAAUAUUUAAGAUGUUCCAACCCAUGUUGAUUGGUAGACUAGUGUCAUAUUUCAAUACCGAAACACAGAAUGAAACCGAUUUAGAACACGCAUACAUUUACGCAGCUUGCUUAACAAUAAAUAUGUUAUUUAUAAUUGUUUUUUUUCAUUCGACACAACUAGAAAUAGUUCACUAUGGGAUGAAAAUGCGAAUUGCUUGCUGUUCAGUAAUAUUCAGAAAGGCUAUUCGAUUAAGUAAUGAAUCGCUAGGUGAAACAUCGAGUGGUCGAAUAGUUAAUUUAUUAUCAAAUGACGUGCAACGGUUCGAUGGAGCACUAUUUUUUCUGCACUAUUUGUGGAUUACCCCCUUGGAAACGAUAAUAAUUACAUACUUAUUAUGGCAAGAAAUUGGUGUGUCAUCAAUAUUUGGAGUUGCGAUUUUGAUUACGUUCAUUCCUCUGCAAGUGUGGCUUGGAAAAAAAAUUUCCAAAUUUAGAUUAAAGACCGCUAUUGUAACUGAUGAAAGAGUGCAUUUGAUGAAUGAAAUAAUUUCGGGAAUUCAAGUAAUUAAAAUGUAUACAUGGGAAAAGCCAUUCGAGUAUUUAGUACAAUAUGCAAGAAAAAUGGAAAUACAACAGAUUCGAGGAUCGUCUUACAUCAGAGCAAUAUUUUUAUCAUUUAUGGUAUUUCAUACGAGGAUUGCUUUGUUUUUUAGUAUACUUGCAUAUGUUUUACUCGGAAACUAUAUUACUGCACAAAAGGUAUUUGUCGUAACAACAUAUUAUAAUAUAUUACGUGUGUCGUUGACAAUAUUUUUUCCUCAAGCCAUUGCACAAAUAGCUGAAUUAUUAAUGACUAUCAAACGAAUUCAGAAUUUUUUAUCAUACAAAAAAAAAAAUUGUCAAGUUGUAAGUUUUUCAAAAUUGAAAAAUGUAUCCAUCAAUAAUGGUGUAAAAAAACCGAUCAUUAAUUCUGCAUCAAUUACUACAAAUAAUGACAACGGAAUGCUACAGUCAAAUAAUUUAAGAAUAGUUAUUUCAAAUGCAACGGCUAAGUGGACUCAAAAUGAAACUGAGAACUCUUUACAACAUAUUAAUUUAACUGUAAAAACUAGUCAAUUAGUCACAGUUAUUGGUCCUGUAGGAGCAGGAAAAAGUUCAUUAAUACAAGCAAUUUUACGAGAACUACCACUAUCCAAAGGAAAAAUUUCAGUGCAUGGUGUAAUUUCUUAUGCAUCCCAAGAACCAUGGUUAUUUGUAGGUUCUAUUCAAAAAAAUAUAUUAUUUGACUCUCCAAUGGAUAAACACCGUUAUAAACAAGUAAUAGAAGUAUGUGCACUUAAAAAAGAUUUUGAACAGUUUUCAUGUGGAGAUAAAACAAUUGUCGGAGAAAGAGGAGUAACUCUCAGUGGCGGGCAAAGGGCGAGAAUAAAUUUAGCUAGAGCCAUAUAUAAACAAGCGGAUAUUUAUUUAUUGGACGACCCUCUUUCAGCUGUCGACACACAUGUUGGCAGUCAUUUGUUUGAAAAAUGCAUAAAAGGUUUCCUCAAAGAAAAAACUUGUAUCCUUAUCACACACCAAUUACAGUACUUAACGAGUGUAGAUAAAAUUGUUGUAAUGGAUAAUGCAAAUAUUUUAUUGGAAGGUACAUAUGAAGAACUUCAAAUGUCUAAUUUAGACUUUGCAAAAAUGCUUCGUUCUCCAAGAGGGAUGAUAUCUGUGGCUGAUGAUACAUUCGAUGUUGGAAAUAAAAUCGAUCAAAACUUAAUUUUCGAUCGUCAAGUGCCUGAAGAAACAAGUAUAACACCAUCUGUUGAUGAAAGUAAAAUCCAUAAAGAUAAAUUAGAACCCACCGAAAUAGCUGAAACUCGUUCUUCGGGGAAUAUUUCAUAUAGUGUUUAUUUGUCAUAUCUCUUUGCUGGUGGAAGGAAGUGUAAAAUUUUAUUUUUUAUUCUGAUCUGCAUUUUUACUCAAGUAUUUUCGUCUCUCGGAGACUUUUGGAUAAAUUAUUGGGUGAACUUAGAAGAACACGCUUUCCGUAAUGUAAUAAACGCGCCUAUAGCAGUGUCUGAUAACAACUCGAGUACAUUGUUAUGGUGGUCAAUUUCUAGACAAACAUGCAUUUAUGUUUUUUCCGUUAUAACUUUAAUUAUAAUAAUUAUAUCUGCAAUAAGGUCAGUCUUAUUUGUAUCCGUCUGCAUGAAAGCUUCAUUGAACCUACAUAACAAUAUGUUUAAUGCUUUAACUAAAGCUAAAAUAUAUUUUUUUAAUACAAAUCCUUCUGGACGCAUUCUUAACCGCUUUUCCAAGGACAUAGGCACUGUUGAUGAAUUAGUACCAAUAUCAUUGAUGGAUUGUAUACACAACGGAUUGAUGGUUUUUGGAAUACUAAUCGUUAUUGGAAUCAUUAACGUGUAUAUGAUAAUAGCCGCCUUUGCUUUGAUUUUUGUAUUUUACAAAAUAAUGAUUUUCUAUUUAUCAUUAUCACGUAGUAUUAAACGGUUAGAAGGAACUACACGAAGCCCCGUAUUUACACAUUUGAAUGCAACUUUACAAGGUUUAACAACGAUUAGAGCAUUUGAAGCGGAAAAUAAAUUGACCAGAGAAUUUGAUGACCAUCAAGACUUACAUUCUUCAGCUUGGUAUUUAUUUAUAGCAUCAAGUAGAGGUUUUGGAUUUUGGUUAGACAUUAUUUGUUUUAUAUACGUGAGCGCAGUUACAUUCAGUUUCGUUGCAAUUGGCAAUGAUAUAUUUGGAGGUAAUGUUGGUCUUGCCAUUUCCCAAGCUUUUGUAUUACAAGGAACACUUCAAUGGGGUUUGAGACAAACGGCAGAAUUAGAGAACAAUAUGACAGCUGUUGAAAGAGUAUUAGAAUAUACAGAUGUUACACAAGAAGAUGAUCUUGAGUCAAAAGGUAAAAAACAAUCUUCAAAUUGGCCAUCAAAAGGACAAAUUAUAUUCGAAAAUUUUUAUCUGCGAUAUGGACCAAAUACAUCAUAUGUUUUAAAUAAUCUUAACAUAAAUAUAGAAUCAAAGCAAAAAGUAGGAAUCGUUGGAAGAACUGGUGCAGGAAAAUCAUCUUUAAUUUCUGCAUUGUUUAGAUUAGCUUUUAAUGAAGGUAAAAUUAUUAUUGAUGGUAUUGAAAUUCAUGAACUUGGACUAAACGAGUUGAGAUCUAAGAUAUCCAUAAUUCCCCAAGAACCAGUCCUGUUUUCGGGAACAAUGCGAAAAAAUUUAGAUCCAUUUGAUGAACACCCAGAUCAUAUACUUUGGAAUGCAUUAGAUGAAGUUGAACUCAAAAACGUUAUUGAAGACCUACCUGAUGCUCUUAAUUCAAAAAUGUCUGAAAAUGGUUCCAAUUUUAGUGUUGGUCAAAGACAAUUAGUAUGUCUUGCUAGAGCUAUAGUCAGAAACAAUAAGAUUCUCGUUUUGGAUGAAGCCACAGCUAAUAUUGAUCCACGGACAGACGCGUUGAUUCAAAUGACCAUUAAAAACAAAUUUAGAACAUGUACAGUCUUAACAAUUGCACAUCGUCUAAAUACUGUAAUAGAUUCGGACAAAGUUCUUGUUAUGGACAAAGGAAAUAUAGUCGAGUUUGACCAUCCACACAAAUUAUUGAAAAAUAAAGAAGGAAUUUUUUACAAAAUGGUAGAACAAACAGGACCAAGUACAUUUGAUUUUUUACAUAGAUUAGCUACAGAGAAUUAUCAUACUGGAAAUUUAGAGACAGUAACAACAUUCGAAUCAUCUGUUAAUGAUGCAGACAGCAAUGAAAGCAUUUCAAAAAAAAAUAUUUAGUAAUAUUCUUGUAAUUUUACAUAAUAUAACUUAUUAACUAUAAAUUAAUAUAAUCUAAAAUCAUAAUUUAUCGGCAUAAAUAUUUAAUUAACAAAAUGUG
Messenger RNA from Rhopalosiphum maidis (corn leaf aphid), 4328 nucleotides. RefSeq names its product multidrug resistance-associated protein 4-like. Gene Ontology annotation, biological process: transmembrane transport; monoatomic ion transport. Gene Ontology annotation, molecular function: ATP binding; ATP hydrolysis activity; ABC-type transporter activity. Lineage: Eukaryota; Metazoa; Arthropoda; Insecta; Hemiptera; Aphididae. Gene Ontology annotation, cellular component: membrane. The transcript has 26 exons. The record is from RefSeq and is a predicted model, not a curated record. The coding region runs from base 143 to 4228 and encodes 1361 amino acids.